UAGUGUGCAGUGUUCGUCGUCUAGAUGGGGAAAAAAGUCAAAAAAGAGGCUGAGACAUGCCCGAAAGAUGUGUUCGACCCUUUACCCAUCGAAAGCAAAACUGCAGCAACAGCAGUUCUGAUGCUCAGCUCUCCUGAAGAAGAAGUGCUGGCCAAAGCUUGCGAGGCCAUCCACAAAUUUGCAGAAAAAGGUGAUGAGAAUAAGACUUGUUUGAUGUGUUUGGGAGCGAUUGAACCCCUUUCUCACCUCAUAUCUCAUGAAGACAAGAUUGUGCGCAGGAAUGCUGUCAUGGCUUUGGCUGUCAUGGCUUCUAACAAUGAAGUUAAAAAGCGCUUGAAGUGUCUGGAUGUGAUACCUGCAAUAAUCAGCAAACUGUCUCCUGAAGAGAAUGUUAUGGUCCAUGAAUUUGCCACAUUGUGUUUGACAUCAUUGUCAGUGGACUUCUCCUACAAGAUCCAGAUAUUUGACAGCAAUGGACUUGAACCUCUUAUUCAGCUAUUGUCCAGCCCAGAUCCAGAUGUGAAGAAAAACUCAGUGGAGUGCAUCUUUAAUCUAGUGCAGGACGUCCAGAAUAGAGCGGCUGUGCAGCGUCUGAAUGGACUCCCUCCACUUCUGGACCUGCUGCGCUCAGAGUUCCCAGUCAUUCAGCAACUUGCACUGCGCACUAUAGAGAAAAUCACUACUGACACCGAAACCUGUGUGGCCUUCAGGAAUGUACAGGGCUUUGAGAGAAUCCUGGAGGUUGUGGCGAUGAAAGAGUUUAGUGACCUGCAUGAAAUGGCUCUCAGGGUCAUCUUGAACUGUCUGGAGGACACUCAGUCCAUGCAGCUUUUUCAGACGAUGGGGGGCCUGGAACAACUACUGCAGUGUGUUGGCACAUCCACAGUGGCUGAAGUGCAGGCAAAUGCAGUCAAAGCAGUAGCCAAGAUGGCACAGAGCAGUGAGAACAGAAAAAUUCUGCAUGAGCGGAACAUAGAAAAAACUCUCACUGACCUUCUCAUGCAGGAGAAUGAAAGUGUACGCAUGGCUGUGUGCCAGGCUGUGGCAACAGUGAGUCAAAACCUCUCCAGCAGAGACACAUUCAGAUGUCUGGAUGCAAUCAGACCCAUCGUGCAGCUUCUGAACAGUGAAGGAAGUGAAUUAAGAACGGCCGCAGCAGAGGCCUUGUCCAGCCUGACCAACAGCAACAAUCUCAAUGCUUAUGCUAUAUACGAUGCAGAAGGAGACAGGCUGUUGGUGCGACAGCUGCAAGACAGCUGCACUGGAGCAGCUGUGCAUGCGGCAUCGGCCUUGACAAACAUGGCAUCGCAGGAGGAUCUGCGUAAAAGCAUUCUGUCCCAUGAAGCCAUGCCAGCAUUGGUGGAGCUGCUUCACUCCACUGAUAACAACAUUCUCAUCAGUGCAACGCAGGCUGUGGCUUCACUGACCUGUGAUGCAGAGGCCAGGCAGGAGCUGAGAAAUGUUGGAGGGCUGUCGGCUUUAGUUCAGCUGCUCAAAUCGAUCAAUGCUGAAAUUCGCAGAAAUGCUUCCUGGGCAAUUAGUGUGUGUGCAAACGAUGAAAUAACAGCCCUAGAAUUGUGCAAUGUCGGAGCUCUAGAGAUCCUCCAGGAAAUCAACCUGUCAUCACAUCGUAGCAACAAAUUCAGUCAGCUGGCACUACAGAAGCUUAUGGACAGCAAUCUAUCGUUGAAGUAUAGUUUGACUGGACACCUGUCAUCCAGCGAUAUUACCACUGAUGGCUUCUAUGACCCUGGACAGAUAAGAAUGGGUCAUCAGUUCCCUGUAUUAGAGGAUAUAUCAAAACAAGUGGUCAACCAGCAUCGAGCCACUAUUGCCGUUAAUGGGAAUCCUCAGAAUCAAUUUAUUACCAAAGGACCAGAGGAAGGUAAGCAAGACAGUCCAACAGAAACUCCCUCCUCCUCUGUUUUGAGCGGCAAAAGAAGCAGCAAAACACCAAGUAAAACAAAGGCAAAAGGUCACAAAGAGGAAGAUGAGAAAAAGAAAGAAGAGGAUGAGUGUAAACCACAGCAAGAGAUGAUGGUGGAAGAAACGUGGAGUUUGCCGUAUGAUGCUGCAUUUCACAAUCUUGUCAAAGAGGCUGCAGAAUCCAUAAUGCCACUUCAGGAUGAGGUCAAAAUGUAUACAGCUUUGGCCAUGUUAGUAUGUGAUGCAAUGGGCGGUCGGGUUGAGCCACAGAAGCUUCAUGACUUUCUGUGGGAGCUCCACAUUAGCGAGCUGAAGUUUGAAGCCUGUUCCAACAUCGUUCUCAUUGGAAAGAUUAAAAAGGGCACAUACUUUCACAGAGCAUUACUUUUUAAGGUUCUUGCUGACCGGAUUGGGCUGAGCUGUAGUCUCAUCAGAGGAGAAUACAACCGUGCCUGGAAUGAAAUUCUCAUUAUGGGUCCAAAGAAAACUUAUGGUUAUUCUCAGCCUGAAAGCUAUAUCAUAGACCUCAUGCAUCAACCUGGAAACCUCAUAAAAAGCAACUCACAAGCAGCCCUAAUAUAUCAGACCAUUUAAUGCAGAUAUGUUUUGUGUGUGUGUUUGUCUAUAGGGAAACUAAGAGGGGUGGGAUAAAGUCAAUAAUUUGACAAUAUAUAAAUUAUACUCUGUAAAA
This is a messenger RNA of Danio aesculapii, 2617 nucleotides long. It is a transcript of the gene armc3, whose product is annotated as armadillo repeat containing 3. The record is from RefSeq and is a predicted model, not a curated record. The transcript is spliced from 17 exons. Lineage: Eukaryota; Metazoa; Chordata; Actinopteri; Cypriniformes; Danionidae. Gene Ontology annotation, molecular function: protein binding. The coding region runs from base 25 to 2520 and encodes 831 amino acids.